Pangasianodon hypophthalmus (striped catfish) is the source of this 3722-nucleotide messenger RNA. It is a transcript of the gene ube2q2, whose product is annotated as ubiquitin-conjugating enzyme E2Q family member 2. Lineage: Eukaryota; Metazoa; Chordata; Actinopteri; Siluriformes; Pangasiidae. The record is from RefSeq and is a predicted model, not a curated record. The transcript has 13 exons. Bases 297 to 1424 code for a protein of 375 amino acids.
UAUGACUGAGUGAAUGAGUGAGCACUGGGCAGGUCAGGGACUACGUAGACAAUUCACAGUAGACAUUUACUAGAAACACGCACAGAGACUCUGACAGUUCACGCGAAUGUCAUUUUCAUCCUCUGUGCUUCUGCAGUUAAGGCAGUCGACAUUAGAAGUGAGCUGUUCUCUCUCCACCCCCUCUUCUGUUGCUCGGUGCAGAAACAGAGGCACUAUCUCAGAGGGCUGCUGGUUGUUAGCUACCAGGUUAGCUGCUCGCCCGCUUCCCCUGCGGCCUGGCUGGAGAUGAGUGGAAGAUGUCCGUGUCGGGGCUCAAGGCCGAAUUAAAGUUCUUGGAGUCAAUUUUUGACCCGAAUCACGAGCGUUUCAGAAUUAUAGACUGGAAACCCGACGAGCUUAGCUGUCAGUUUAAUGUGACUGGUGAAAAGCUACUGAUCAUCCACUGCAAUAUUACGGAGGCUUACCCUUCAACUCCUCCUUUAUGGUUUGUGGAGUCAGAUGAUCCAAGCCUGACUGAGGUAUUUGAGCGCCUGGAGGAUGUUCGGAAAGGCAGUACCUUGCUCCUCCAGCAGUUGAAAAGACUUAUCUGUGAUCUUUGUCGACUGUACAACCUGCCCCAGCACCCUGACGUGGAGAUGCUGGACCAGCCUCUUCCUGCUGGACCUAUCAGUCAUGAGAGAAAGCAUGUAACAACAGAUGAAGUAACAUCUGAUGAAGAGGAGGAGGAAGAAAUGACAGAGCAGGACAUCGAAGAUCUUGACCACUAUGAGAUGAAAGAGGAGGAACCUGUAGAUGGCAAGAAGUCAGAAGAUGAUGGGAUAGAAAAGGAGAACCUUGCUAUACUAGAAAAAAUCCGCAAGAACCAGAGGCAGGACCACUUGAACGGUGCAGUGUCUGGCUCUGUUCAGGCGUCGGACCGUCUUAUGAAGGAACUCAGGGAGAUCUAUAGAUCACAGAGUUACAAGACAGGUAUCUAUUCAGUGGAGCUAGUCAAUGACAGUCUUUAUGAAUGGCAUGUCAAGUUGAGGACGGUAGAUCCAGAUAGUCCAUUACAUAGUGACUUGCAGGUCUUGAAAGAAAAAGAAGGUGUCGACUAUAUUCUGCUCAACUUCUCUUAUAAAGAUAACUUUCCUUUUGACCCGCCAUUUGUACGAGUAGUGUCUCCUGUACUCUCUGGAGGUUAUGUUCUUGGAGGAGGGGCCUUGUGUAUGGAACUACUAACAAAACAGGGCUGGAGCAGUGCCUAUUCCAUAGAGUCUGUCAUUAUGCAAAUCAAUGCCACCCUAGUCAAAGGGAAAGCUAGAGUACAGUUCGGAGCUAAUAAGAACCAGUAUAAUCUUGCCAGAGCACAACAGUCAUAUAAGUCUUUGGUCCAGAUCCAUGAAAAGAAUGGCUGGUACACACCUCCUAAAGAAGAUGGUUAAGAAGAAGAAGACAAAUGUUACUGAACACUGGGAAUAUGGGAUUUGUGAUAAACUAUUUGCAUUUUAAUUGUUCUAAAAUCCCUCAAAAUGUUUCCUAUUCAGCUGGAGUGUGAGGUCUCACUGGUCUGUUCCCCUUAUUUCACUCUGUCUCCUUCUGUCUGUCCCCGUUUCUUGCUGUUAUUAGUGUCUGCUCUCAUCUCAUGUUUUCUCCAAUUCGCUACUGGGAAAGGAGAGAUGUGUGAGAGGCACACAGCUGCGGUACUAAUGCGUGUCUUACACAGAGCAAUUAGAGGCCACCAGAUUCUUGUUGUUGUUUUGUCUGGAGCAAAGCAUGACUUUGUUGGAUUAACACCUGAAUGGAAAUAACGUGUGUGAAGUUUCUGGAUUUUAUUCCCAUGCUCUUCUUUUAAUGUAAGUUAUUAUGGCUAUCAUGUCAGAUUUUGGCAGGGGUUUAUUGAACUUCAGACAGAAAUGGAUGCAAUAAGAGACAGUGAAGCUUUUCCACCUCUCUUCUACCUGCUGGCGCUGCUCUCUUCUUUAUCUUUCGUGUUCUGUGUUAACAUGUGCUGGUACAUUUAAUACUGAUAUAGUUUUUUUUCUUUCAUUCUUUCCCUUUUUUUUUUUUUUUUUUUAAAAAGUGAGAUUAAGGUAAAGUAUGGGACUUAGUCCAGUUCUCAACUUUGUUAACUGUGGAUGAAUACCACUCGGUGUCCUGUUUCCGGCUCUUAGCCUGUGGUUAACCUGAGUGGUAUUUCACAAACACAGGCCUUAGAACAGGCAAAUAAGAAAAUGUCAUUGUUCUACGGUUGGACAGAAACCUGCUUGUGUACUCCUAAAUGGAUAUGUGGUGCAGGUCCUUUUUAAUGUGCUGUUGAUGUGAAGUCUUGGACUAUGCCACAAUAUCCAGUUAAGACCUUGAUCAUAAUAUUUAAUUGGAUGUCUUGAGGAUAUUGAAAAUGAAGAGCACCUAAACCUAUGUUUAUUCAGGGGUUUUGAAACAUUCAUCUUCUAAUUCUGAAGGUGACAAGUUAUCAUUCCUUUAUUUGUUUUUCAAGGUCAUUUAAUGCUGAUAAUAAUUCACCAGUUCAUAUUUCUGUAUUAGUUUUUUUUUUUCUUCCUAUUCAGACACAAUCAGGACAUACUAUGAAACAGUCACUGAUGAGAAGGAAUCAUUGUCUUUAUGCUUUUUUUCCCCACAUAGUGCUGCUUUAACAUGGUAAUUUUGCAUUUUAUUUUGCCAUUAUCCAGAAAACCUUCAGGAAGUCUGUUAGACUGAUAUUAUUACUGUGGUUAAUACGAUAAAACCAAUGGGUUUAGUGUUUUUCAUGCCAAAAAACUUUGUAUUUUUAGCACUAUCUACACAUAAGCUGGUUUAAUUGAAAGCGUAUCAUUUCUACAGAUUUUACAACCAGGCAUUACAUGUUAGCUUACACUAAUGAAGAAUAAGUCUCUCUGUUAGUUGUGUUUUGUUUUUAACCAAAGCACUCAUCACUUUUCAGCAUGUUUUGUGGUCAAAGUAUAGCGUCUGUUAAGAGGAGAUAAUAGCAAGAAUCAUGGCUUGAUUAUGGUUAUUUGUUAUAGUUUCUUUCCCAACUUCAUCACAUCUUCUAGAAUGAUCAUUUCUGUCUUAGGAAAGGGCCCAGAAUAUAACUGCUUGGCUCUUUUUUGCACAGAGUAUUAAAAAUGUGCCUCAUAAAUAACCAUAAAGGAAUGGAGUCAUGUCCAGACUCUAAGCCAGUCACGAAUACAGAAAAGCCAUAUGUAACACUGGCUUGCAGAUCCAUAAAUCUGUGACAUAAAAGCAACCUGUCAUAUGUAAAUGUAGGUCAACAGAAGUAUUAGGUAAGGUGUCUUGAAGCAUAUGAUGGUGAUUGCACUCUAAGAGUAGCACAGCUAAGCACCAUUCAUUCUUUAAAUUGAUGCUGUUCUCCAGGUUUUAGUCUUCACCGCAGGUUAGUCAUUCUCUGUCAACCCAUGCUUGCUGUUUGAUUUUUAAUUAAGUUUAGAAUUUAACACAUCUGCACCUCUUAAUCAGGAUGUGCCUGGUUUCAUGUAGUCUUCUGUUAGUAACAUUAUGUCCAUUGUGCUCCCAAGUAUGAUUGGAUCACAAUAACUUAUUUUUCUGAAAUACUGACCUCAGCUUAACUAAUGAUGGUGUUCUUUUUGGUGCCAUCUCAUGGUGGAAUCAUUCUUAUGGCAUGCGUUCAGGUUGUUCUUUUCCAUUGCAAGAGAACUUUGAUCAUGUACAGUAAAUUUUGUAAACUUGCAUCAAGUUUAUGAAUAAAGAGUUUUACAAGG